Musa acuminata subsp. malaccensis (wild Malaysian banana) is the source of this 503-nucleotide messenger RNA. Lineage: Eukaryota; Viridiplantae; Streptophyta; Magnoliopsida; Zingiberales; Musaceae. The record is from RefSeq and is a predicted model, not a curated record.
UUCGGUCUGUAUGUGCAGCUGAGAUGCACAGUUCUGUGAAAUUAACCACAUCGUUUUGCAUACAUCAGGAGAAAGAGAGGAAGGUGACAAAGGAAGAAGCAAGUGCCCUUGCGAACGCCAAAGGGUAUUUGUUUGUGGAAUGCAGUGCAAAAACACGACAAAAUGUGGAGAAAUGCUUUCAGGAUCUCGCAGAAAAGAUACUGCAAGUUCCUAACCUGGUGGAGAAUGCUAAGAAUACAUCGAAACCAAAACCGAAACCGACGCAAACUGCAACACCAAAACCCAAUGGGUGUUGUACGAUUCAGUGACAGAUCUUAAAUAAGUGAUGCUGUUGGAUUGGAUGCUCUGAAAUGAGGUAAAUGCAUGUGUACCAACUUCUGAAAACAGCAGUACUCUUAUCUAAAAUCCUAUGUUAUCUUUCCGAAGCUUAACUCACAUCUCUCUUUUGGAGAAUUGUAUUCUGCAUCGCGUAGCAACGCGAGAUUACUCUUAGUCCUCUUUUC